UUAUUCGUUCUCAUUUCUAAUAUUUUUUUCCUUUUAUUAGGAAUACAUAAUCCGUGUUCAGAGAGGAGUUUCAGCAGAAAACAGUUGGCAGAUUGUGAGGCGAUACAGUGACUUUGACUUACUUAAUAACAGCUUGCAGAUCUCAACUCUAAGUCUACCUCUUCCUCCAAAAAAAUUGAUUGGAAAUAUGGAGCGUGAAUUCAUCGCUGAAAGACAGAAGGGACUUCAGGCCUAUCUCGAUGUAAUUACCACCCAUCACAUACUGUCUAACUGUGAACUGGUAAAGAAAUUCUUGGACCCAAACAGCUAUUCUGUAAACUACACUGAAAUUGCCUUACAGCACGUUUCAAUGUUCUUCCGAUCAGAGCCAAAGUGGGAAGUGGUAGAACCAUUAAAAGAUAUAGGUUGGCGAAUACGUAAGAAAUAUUUCUUAAUGAAGAUAAAGAAUCAACCAAAGGAACGGCUAGUGUUAAGCUGGGCUGAUCUUGGCCCUGAUAAGUACUUGUCUGACAAAGACUUACAGUAUGCUGUGAAACUUCUUUCUUCCUGUUCUCAUCCCUAUAUUUACAAAAUCACUUUUGCCACUGCCAAUGAAUCUUCAGCACUGGUUAUUAGACCAUUCAGUGAAAAAGGGACACUAAAGGACCUUAUUUAUAAGGCAAAGCCAAAAGACCCAUUCCUGAAGAAGUAUUGCAAUCCUAAAAAAAUUCAAGGUCUUGAGCUUCAGCAAAUAAAAACAUAUGGAAGGCAAAUAUUAGAGGUAUUAAAAUUCUUGCAUGAGAAGGGAUUUCCUUACGGCCAUCUUCACUCUGCCAAUGUGAUGUUGGAUGGGGAUACCUGCAAGUUACUGGAUCUAGAAAAUUCCUUGUUGGGACUUCCAUCAUUUUAUCGAUCGUACUUUUCACAGUUUCGGAAAAUUAAUACUUUAGAAGGUGUUGAUGUACAUUGCUUUGGACACUUACUGUAUGAAAUGACAUAUGGAAGACCCCCAGACACGAUUCCAGUAGAGAGCUUCCCCCCUGCACCCUCAGUGUUUGUUGUGUCAGUGUUGGAAUCCAUUCUGACCUGUGAAGCUAUGAAGAAUGGCAUGCCAACUGUCUCACGGCUCUUACAGAUGCCAUUAUUCAGUGACGUCCUGCUAACAAACUCUGAGAAACCACAGUUUAAGAUUCCUACCAAGCUAAAAGAGGCGUUGAAAAUCUCCAAGGAAUGCAUAGAAAAGCGAUUAACAGAAGAACAGAAAUUGAUUCACCAGCACAGAAGGCUGACAAGAGCUCAAUCUCAUCAUGGCUCUGAAGAAGAAAAAAAGAAAAGGAAGAUCUUAGCACGAAAAAAGUCAAAGCGUUCUGCCUAUGAAAGUGGGGAAGAGCACUCAGCAAAAUACAGCAACUCAAAUAACUCAGCAGGCUCUGGGGCAAGUUCCCCUUUAACAUCUCCAUCAUCCCCCACUCCGCCCUCUACAGCAGGCAUCAAGUUUACAGCAUCUGAUUUACUUCCUAUUCCUUUUAACACACUCUUUUAACAAAAAUGUCCCUGUAAAAACCCUUGGUAAGUUCUUGUUUGAGUGUUUUAUUCUUACAACUGCAUGAAUGAGUAGAACGUGUGUGUGCAGGCAAUGUCUUCCAGCAUGUAUAUUGGAAAGGCCUACUGACAACUGAGCACUUGUCUUAAGUGAUUUUUUCUAGUAAAUACAGGAAAAUAUAUCACUGUUGGGCAGAACAGUUUAAUCUAUAGAUGUAACUACACCUGUGUGUGAACUCAGAUGUCCUUUUCACCACUCAUGUCAAGAAGGGAAGGACAGCUUGGUUUGGACUGACUAACUGAAAUGAAUGGAUAUGAAGAUUUUUGGAAUCAUGCUCUUAAUUACCAGGUUCAAUAUGUAAUGCUCAUGGCUAGUCAGAUACUGUUCUGAACCCUGUAUUUAUGUUUUAAGGCAGAGCUCGGGUGUAAGAGUGUCAUUGUCUGUUAUCAGUCUCACAAGAGUUUAAUUGCAUGAUGUUGUCAGCAGCUCUAUUUCAAUAACAAUGAGUCUUGAGGAAUUUAACAAUUUUCGAGAAAGGAAGGUGACCUCUCCCCCUAUACUUCCCUGUCUUUUCUACCCCCUUUGUAAAAUAACCAGACCAAAAUUUGAAGACAGACAUGGAAGCUUGGCCUAAUAAUACUUAGUCAUCCAAGCAUUUUGUGUCUUUUUUGCUCCCCCUCUCUGUCAAACGUGCCUUCUUCCACUGCACGUGUUACCAUUGUAUUUGUAUUCCCUGCAGAGUCCUGGCCUCUGUUUUUGUGGUCAAUUCCCUAUUGCAUCUUGUACAACUACUUGCAUAGCCUCUUCAGCCUCACCUUGCAAUUCCAGACAAAAAUCUUGGCUUUGUUCUCUGCAGUUCUUGCAUCUCUUUGAAGCCAUUUCAUAUAUGAGUAGCUGCUCUUGGUGCUCUUACAGCAGCUCCCCUGAUCUGUUUGGGGACAGGUUGGUGUGCCAGUCCUACAGCUUCUGCUUGACCACUUCAGCCAUAAAAUGGUUACUUGAACUGUUCUUGGUCAUGUUCUUCCUUUGGCAAAGUGCCAAGUUUUCCUUUCCUGGCAGUCUAUCCAUGUAAGAAACAGGGCUCUGACCCAGGGAAUGGUUUUCCAGUAUUUCUAAUAGUAAAUUGACUCACAUCUUUGGCAAGUGUAAAAAGCAGAUUUGGGUAAGUUAGAAACCAUUGUGUUAUGUUUCGAUUACUUCAGAGAACAGUUGAUCCACAUGCACCAGGAACAUUCAAUUGUUUCAGUUGAUCUCUGGUAUUUCUGUUAGGAUUUGAGUAUUUCCUCUGAAAGGGAAGAGAGUGAAGAUGAGCUCAAUAUGUACUUCCAUUGUUUUGUUUUCACAGAGGGCUUUCAUGCCAAUGAGAAUUUCUCCUGAAGAGCUGGAAGUGCUACAAUCACAGCACAUAUUAAUGUACACUGGCAAAAUUGGAUGCUUUGUGUGAAUAUUCUGCAUUUUGAGCUUGCUCCUGUAUGAGAAAAGUCUCUCUUCAAAGACUAGUACAAAUAGAAAAUGAGGGAGCUUUGAGUUAUGUCUUUCAUCUAGUAGAAUAACUGCUUAAUAACAGCAGUGAUGUUUUUACUGCUACCUGUUAGUCUGAAAACAAGUGUGAGGAAUUGAGAGAAAAAUGGAGCACAGAGAACUUUCGUCUGCUUUUUUUCUGCAGUUGAGCUUUAUCUUUCAUCAAAUACCUCGAGUCUGUGUGGCAUAAUGUCCUUCAACUGCUUGGUAUUUUCUCACUUCAUAGCAAGCAGUUCUACUUCAGUAACCACAAUGUCUUGGUUGCCCUCAUGCUGUUUUGUUUUGUCCAGUAUCCUUACUCUUGCCACUUACCAGCAUAUUUCUCUUUGUAGGUUAGAGCUACUGAGAGCAAGUGUUAGACUAUAGGUGCCAUUUGUCUCUGUAGUCUUCACGUGGAACAACUUAUGAUCUAGAUGAUGCAGUUAAAAUUCACUGCUGAACAGUUCUAAGAUACUAAUCAUUAUGCCCCUACUCCUUCCAGAAUAUAUGAGACAAGAUAGGCCUAUUAUUAUUACUAUACUUGUGUAGAAAUGAUGGUGCAAUGUGCAGCAGCAGAGCUGCACAAGAUCAGGGUGUUUGGCAGAGCAGCUUGGGGCAAAUUAGGCCACCUGCCUGGAUCUGAACUGCCAAGGAAGCACCUCCAUGCAGGCCCUCACUGCUGGGCUAGCUCCCCACAUGUACUGCUGUGGGCUCUGGCUUCCCAGGGAGUCAGGACGUGGAUGCUGAGGAAUGAUGAGAUGGAUGUUUGACUGGGGUAGAGAGCAAGGCCAGAGUGUAAAGGUGGGUGGUGGGAACAGGAGAGGCAGGCAAGAGGUGUGUGUCACAGUGUUGUGGUUCAUUCAGUCUGUCCAACAAGCAUUCGUUACAACAUGUCUGAAGAAAGUGGACUGCGGAAGUGUAAAACACUUCCAGAAAACUCUAUCUGCAGUUAGUACUUUAAAAAUGGAAUAUAAUCUGACCAAGCAAAAUGGUCAUCACAAAUAUUACAAUGAUAUGGUCCUUCAAAGAACAUAAAGUGUGUUAAGUAAGUAGAACAGGUAGUAAAAUUUGCUUCCAGUCUUUGUUACUGUUCAUGUCCCAGAAAGCAAACUGCUUUACUAGGCAAAAACAAGAGCUGGGAAAUCCCAUUAAGUGAUCUCCAUUUCCUUCAGAAGAUCACAUUUGAGUCAUGUUUUGCAUCCCUGAGUACUGAGGCCCUUCAGGCUUCAUUUCAGAGGUGUCUCAGAUGACACGACUCACCUGCAGAUAGAGGGAUUUGAUCACUUAGGCAUUUCCCAUCUGUUCUGUUCUUCACAUUCCACUGGCAUUCAAGGGAUGAUGUGAGUAGUGCAGGACUGACCAUGUCCAGCCAAGCAGCCACAGUCCUUUGUGGCAGGACACCCCUGGCAUAAUUAAACUAUAUCUUCU
Molecule: messenger RNA, 4450 nt
Organism: Manacus vitellinus (golden-collared manakin)
Lineage: Eukaryota; Metazoa; Chordata; Aves; Passeriformes; Pipridae
Gene: PXK
Product: PX domain containing serine/threonine kinase like
Exons: 17
Coding region: 188-1522 (444 amino acids)
Biological process (GO): protein targeting to lysosome; endosome to lysosome transport; early endosome to late endosome transport
Cellular component (GO): early endosome; extrinsic component of endosome membrane; late endosome
Molecular function (GO): actin binding; protein kinase activity; phosphatidylinositol binding
Source: RefSeq, a predicted model, not a curated record